Messenger RNA from Numida meleagris (helmeted guineafowl), 2626 nucleotides. RefSeq names its product proprotein convertase subtilisin/kexin type 9 (gene PCSK9). The transcript is spliced from 13 exons. The record is from RefSeq and is a predicted model, not a curated record. The coding region runs from base 1 to 1983 and encodes 660 amino acids. Gene Ontology annotation, biological process: proteolysis. Gene Ontology annotation, molecular function: serine-type endopeptidase activity. NCBI's taxonomy places the organism in Eukaryota, Metazoa, Chordata, Aves, Galliformes, Numididae.
AUGUCCCUGCGGAUCGCGAUCCCCGCGGGAGAUUCCCGGUUCCCAUUUCCCCCAGGGCCGGGGGCGGACCCGGGGCAGCGCGGGAGGGAGAUGGGGGCAGAGGGCGCGGCCGACGAUGCUGCGAUCGCCGUCGGGGCCGCCCCGUCGAGGCCCGCCGCCUUCCAUCGGGCCGCCAAGGUGGCGUGGCGGCUGCCCAGGCGCUACGUGGUGGUGCUGCGGGCCGGCAGCGGUGAGGCCGAGGUGCGCGGCACGGCGCGGGCGCUGCAGCUGUGGGCGGCACGGCGCGGGUACCCGAGCGAGCUGCUGCACGUCUUCUAUCUGCUGCCCGCCUUCCUGGUGAAGAUGAGCAGCGACGUCCUGGACGUGGCGCUGAAGCUGCCGCAUGUGGAGUUUGUCGAGGAGGACGCGUACGUCUUCGCGCAGAGCAUCCCCUGGAACCUGGGCAGGAUUGUAUCACUGCCGCCUGGCACGGGCACCUACAGCCCUCCCAAUAAAGGCGACAAGGUGCAGAUCUACUUGCUGGACACCAGUGUGCGGAGCACCCACCGGGAGAUUGCAGGCAGGGUACUCGUCACCGACUUCCAGAAUGUCCCCGAGGAGGACGGCACCCGCUUCCACAGGCAGGCCAGCAAGUGUGACAGCCACGGGACCCACGUGGCCGGGGUGCUGAGCGGGCGCGAUGCCGGCGUGGCCACGGGCGCACACAUUCACAGCCUCCGUGUGCUGAACUGCCAGGGGAAGGGCACCGUCAGCGGGACACUCAUUGGCCUGGAGUUCAUCGGGGCGUCGCUGGAGGCUCAGCCCAGCACCCCGCUGGUGGUGCUGCUGCCCUUUGCCGGUGCCCACAGCCGUGUGCUGAACGCCGGCUGCCGGCGGAUGGUGCGGAUGGGGGCGGUGAUGGUUGUGGCCGCCGGGAACUACAAGGAUGACGCCUGCCUGUAUUCACCUGCAUCCGAGCCGGAGGUGAUCACGGUUGGGGCCACUAACCGCGAGGACCAGCCAGCCUCCAUCGGCACGCUGGGCACCAACUUUGGCCGCUGCGUGGACCUGUUCGCCCCGGGGGAUGACAUCAUUGGUGCCUCCAGUGACUGCAGCACCUGCUUCACCGCGCAGAGCGGCACGUCGCAGGCGGCUGCACACGUGGCAGGCAUUGCAGCCAUGCUGCUCAGCGCCGAGCCCCACCUCAGUGUGGCCGAGCUGCGGCAGCGCCUCCUGCACUUGGCCACCAAGAACGCCGUCAGCGCGGCCUGGUUCCCCGAGGAGCAGCGGCUGCAGACGCCCAGCAGCGUGGUGGGGCUGCCCGCCCGGCUGGGCCCAGGCGAGGAGCUGCUGUGCCGCUCAGUGUGGUCAGCACACUCGGGGCCCACCUGGCACGCCACAGCCGUGGCUCGCUGCGCCGGCACCGAGGAGCUGCUGGGCUGCUCCAGCUUCUCACACAGCGGCCGGCGGCUGGGCGAGCACAUGGAGGACAAGGAGGGGCGGAAGCAGUGUGUGGCCCACAGCGCCUUCGGGGGCCGAGAGGUCUACGCCGUCGCCAGGUGCUGCACGUGGCCCCGUGCCCAGUGCUGGCUCAACGCCAGCUCACAGGGCAAUGAUGGGGCCGGCUGCUCCGCGCAGGACCACGUGCUGACCGGCUGCAGCUUCCACUCCCCUGUGGCCAUGCUGGGUGAUGGCGGCAGGCCCGUGCUGGGGCCGGGCAGCAGGCCUGGUGGCUGCAUGGCGAGGCCGGAGGGCACAGCGCACUCAUCCUGCUGCCCUGCUGCCAUGCUGGAGUGCCGCGUGAAGGAGCACGUGCCCCGGGGCCCCGCAGAGAAGGUGACGGUGUCCUGUGACGCUGGCUGGACGCUGACGGGCUGCAGCGCUCACUCGCAGGGCCCUGGCACCUUGGGGUCCUACGCUGUGGAUGACACCUGUGUUGCAGCCAGCAUUCCUGGCAGCCAGGCACCUGUGGCUGUCGCCAUUUGCUGCCGGAGCCGGCAAUAGGGAUGGGCUGACCACACCGUUGUGCAGGGCCCGGCUGGUGGCAGGGCAUGGCAAUGCCACGGAGCCCGUCACGGCCUGGCUGAGCCCCACAGUAUGAGCAUAGGCAGCUUGCUGGGCCCUGCCACCAUUUCCCCACCACAUCCCUGUACAUACACUGACUGUAUAGGUUGUUUGUGCUACCAUGCAGCUCCUACCUUUAUAGAAAGCCCAUGGUGUAGGUUGCUCCCUUCUGUCUUUAGUUUUCAGCUAAUUGAUGCAACAUAGUUGAGCUGUUUUGAGGUGGUUUGAAAACUGCCUACUCAGGUACCCGGGAGAUUUCUUUACUUUUCAGCCACUUCAAGGCUCCUUGUUUUAAUUCUGCUUGUUUAAUUAGAUUUUAGCUUGCAUUGCUGCUCUGUUAGCGUAGUUUUUGUUGCUGGAGUUAAUGACCUGCUGGUGUUCCACUCUGCUGUAACAGUUCCCUUCCACAGCUCCCCAUGUCACGCAGACCCAGCUGCACUUCCUUCUUGAAAAAAAAACCUCAUCUUUUGUAGCACUCGUUUGUACAUUUGCACUUUCAAUAUUUAUUUGGAGUUUUAUAAAUAAACCUUUUAUAGAUGUCUUCUAAAAAUAAAAUUCGUAGAGCAGCGCUCAGCAGAUACAA